This is a messenger RNA of Anopheles marshallii, 2970 nucleotides long. RefSeq lists its product as uncharacterized. The transcript is spliced from 9 exons. The record is from RefSeq and is a predicted model, not a curated record. Bases 1 to 2970 code for a protein of 989 amino acids. Gene Ontology annotation, molecular function: protein binding; DNA binding. NCBI's taxonomy places the organism in Eukaryota, Metazoa, Arthropoda, Insecta, Diptera, Culicidae.
AUGGCUAAUCAACAACGUGAGACCCUCGCCGGUGGAAUGUUGCAACAUCAACAUCACCAACGGGAGCCGGAUGAAGAGGAAGAGGAAGACGGUGGUAGCAUGGAUGUGCGACCGAAUGUUAGCGUUAAACGCAGAUACAGUGAGCUAAUGUGUGAAAGUGAUGAGGACGAUUUUGCUGGUUUCGAGGAGGACGCCGCAAACAGUGAAAACGGUACAAUAAAUUCUCCGCGACCUCUGGAGAGUAUGUAUGAGGCGAUUUUGACAGCUGCGGAGAAAAAGCUGGCAAAAAACAGUAAACUUGCCGAGGAUGAAGCCGAUUUGCAAAACAGUAUAAAACAGGAAGAUAUGGACGAGGUGAGCGGAACAGCUCUUGGUGAAAGUAACAAAAGUUUGGUGAAAAGAAAAGUAAAUGUACCAAUAAACACGCAAGAUGAUAUCUAUAAGGUACCUUUUAAAUAUGGCUGGAAGCGAGAACUGGUGUAUCGAGCCAACAUGGAAGGCAGCAAGGAUAAGGGCGAAGUGUAUUACAUUACACCCAAUGGCAAGAAGUUACGGACCCGUAAUGAUAUUGUGUCAUCCUUGCACGACGAUCUCACGAUGGAUAAUUUUACGUUUGCAAAAGAACCUGUUGGAGGAACACCAGAAGAAGAAACGAUAAGGAGCGCGAAAUCUUACAGUAAUGUUCCCAAGCUUCGGGAUACUUCGAGUGAUCUAGGAAAACGGAUUCCUAAACCCAAAAUGCCGAAAGGAGCAAGCCCCCCUUUACCUACAUACAACGCCAGACCUUCUGCACACGGCCAAACGCCCUUAUCGAAAUCCGCUUCAAUGAACACUCAGAUUACACCGAAAAUCAAUGCAACUGGUGCUAGUUUAUUAGUUUCGGCCAGCGGGCAACGCAGUAAUGCACAUGGAGCAACAGGAACACCAAAAACAACCGAAAACAGUGCUAUUUUAGGAAAACAGGCAAAAUCAAGUGGAAAAAAUCGGGUGGAAACUUGUACAAUCCAAUGUCUACCAGCGAUGGGGAUGAUACCGCAGUUGCAGUGUAUGGUGUGCUACUGUAUGUACCAUCCGGAAUGUGUGAAUGCUACAACAGCAGAAGCGUUGGCUCGACGGUUUACUUGCAAGAGCUGCAUGGAAGACUCUAUGACAGCGGAAAUACAGCAUCAACAAACGUACAAAGAAUCUUUCGGGAAGUUUGGUAUGAAUGCUAACGGAAACGGUAACAUGAAUGUCGCAAAGCCGUUGGUGUCCACAAACAAUGGGGGAUCAUUGUCAUCGAAACUGGUAGUGAAACCGACACAGAAUAGUAGCACACUUAAGGAAAAGACAAAACGCUCUCAACAACUAACUGUGGGGCCUAAGACCGCGACCUCCGCGGCUAAUGCAUCAGAAGGCACCUGUGCAUUGAGCAACUCAUCCGCUAAGGAUAUUCCACCACAAGAUGUUCUCGUUAUUGGCACCCAUGAAUAUGUGGUCGUUCCAAAAGGCAAAGCAACAGGCGUGAAAAGCAAAAAGUCUUCCUCCAAACCUACAAAUCCUCUACCUCAGGCUGCAAUCAAAAUUUCCGAUGAUGCGCGUAAAAUGAACAAUAAUGCAACUAGCGGCUCAAGCAGUACAAAGCAUACCAACUGUGCAACCGAUCGUGUAUCAGAUGACGAUACAUAUUUGACGGUGGGUACAGCAGCAGGAACUCAACCACACAGCAGUUCUACUGUUGCACAAAACGGUAGCGGUCGUGAUCCGUCCAAUUUUCUGUCUGACGUAUCAACAGGAUACACUUGCUUGAUGUUGAGCUUCAAUUAUCUUAAAGUACAAGAAUUACUACGAGCAUGCAGUGUGUGUCGUAUGUGGAAUCAUUUGGGAAAUCAUCCACGAUUUUGGAAAACUGUACGCAUGAAAAAUUCGUACAUCAGUGAUUGGGCAGGCAUGAUAGUCAAGCUGCGGAAAAAUGGUACAAAACAUCUCGACCUGCGCAAGGUAUUAAACGUUGGCAGUAACGAUGAGAUGUGGCAAAGUUUCAAUGAACAUAUUGGGCAUGCAGAUCAAAUCGAAAUUAUCGAUUUGUGUCGAUGUGCAUCGACGGUCGUGGGCAACCUGCUCCGUUCGAAUCCAAACCUACGAGUGGUGAACGCACUGGCAAUCAAAAAUGAUCCCAUUGAAUUCGUUAACUUUGAAUACGGUGUUAACUUGGAAGAGUUGCGUUUAAAAUCUUCCGCAGCCAUUUCAUUGGAAGGCGAUCUACAUCAAUUAGCAGCACUGCGAAAUUUAAAACACCUCUCGUUAACCUCCAUCAGCAAACUCGGCGCUACGUCUAUCGAUGCAUUGGGUUCACUCGUCCUGUUAGAAUCGCUAGAACUUGGUGAGUGCACCGAAAUGGGAUCUAACCUUGCAAACGUUUUGUCCAGUCUAACGGCAUUGAAACGGCUGCGAUUAGAGAAAGGUCAAGAGAAUUUCGAUAUGUUUACUAUUUUGAAUGGCAUAUCCAGAGUGAAAACCUUAACUCAGUUAGAGUUGAUCAACUGUGAUGUAAAAAUGGGAUUCGAUCGACAUAUGGCAAAUUGCACGAAUGUGAAAAAAUUUUUACUCAUCCCCACGUAUGUGUCGCAGUCAGCUGCAACAAAUCGCAUGGUUUUGAAAGGAAUCAUUAAGCUACACCAAACUUUGGAAACGGUAGUUUGGGCCAUAACCGUGGAACUAUUUCGUGUCACAGAGCUGUACAUCGAUGCGAAUGUAGAAGACGCAGAAAACCAAAUGGGAGGUAGCAUUCCCAUCUUGAAACCAGUACCAGGUAGCGAUGAUCCACCGUCUGCUUUUGGGUCUCAAUUGGAUCUUCCUGAAGAAGUAGAAAUUGUUCCGAUAAAGAGAGUUUAUACUAUUCUAAAGCGUAAAGCUCCCAAUACGAAGGUUCAAAUUUUGAAAAUACCUUUUAGCAACACUUGGAAGCAGACCCUGUGCGACACUUCGUGA